Molecule: messenger RNA, 1609 nt
Organism: Populus euphratica (Euphrates poplar)
Lineage: Eukaryota; Viridiplantae; Streptophyta; Magnoliopsida; Malpighiales; Salicaceae
Exons: 8
Coding region: 125-829 (234 amino acids)
Cellular component (GO): nucleoplasm
Molecular function (GO): RNA binding
Source: RefSeq, a predicted model, not a curated record
UGAUCAGGUUUUGCAGCUAUGGUCCCUUAACUCUUUUUUUUCUUAGUUAUUUCUCCGUCAUAUUUUCUGUUGUCAAACACCUUAGCCGCAUCAGCAUAUCAACAAAACCAAAUCAGGAGAUGCCAUGCCUCCUCGAAACAGAGACUGCUUUCCUCCUCAUCCUACGGUGGUUCGUGUUUACACUGUCUGUGACGAAUCAAGAUAUUUGAUAGUGAGGAACGUUCCUGCUUUGGGAUGGGGUGAUGAUUUGUUCAAACUCUUUGCCUCUUAUGGAGACGUUGAAGAGUGUAAACCAAUGGAUGCAGAAGAUUGUGAGCAAUUUACUGAUGUUUACUGGAUCAAAUUCCGUCUGGUCAGCAAUGCCAGGUUUGCUAAAAGGAAAUUGGACGAAUCCAUUUUCCUAGGGAACCCCUUGCAGGUCUCCUAUGCUCCUCACUUUGAGACCGUCUCUGACACAAAGGAUAAGUUAGAAGGCAGAAGGAAGGAAGUUUUUGCACGUUUGAACCCUGGGAGAACCAAGGGUCCCAAAGUUCCCAACGCUGGCACUUCGAGCCAGGCUUCAUUGCUUACAUCACAGAUUGACCACGUUUCUCAGCACCUUAACUCUAAUCAAUCUUGGGACUCUGGAGAAUCACAAAAUGUUCAUCAGAUAGGUGAUCCUCCUAUUACAAGGGUGUCCUCUGACCAGGAUUACUUUCCAUCCCAGUCAAUGAAUCAGACUGUUAGAUUGGUCAGGGAGAAGCUCAAUAAGAUCCAAUCAAGUAGUGAGCAUCUUCAAGCCGGGCCUGAAUCCAAGAAAGCACGAGUUGACAAUAGAAGAAGAAUUUGAUAGAACUCUUAUAAGGAUCUACUUGACAUGCAGGGACGAUAUGGAACUAGAAGCACUUGUGCAUUGUCCAUAAAAUCUAGUGGAGAGGUUAACUUCUUUGAAAGGUAUCUUGACAAGGACCAGCGGAAAGAGCAGACAGUGAGUAACCAAAUCUAAAGGACGGGAGUCUGUGGGUGAUUGAACCCAGCCCAGUCAUCCUUUGAAUGAUAGUAAGGAUCCUGUCCUGCAAAAUCAGGUAGGUUGAGUUACAAGAUUUUGAACUUAAUGCCCUUUGGCAAUGCAUAAUUGAAGUGCUUAAACAUGUAUAAGUAAGUAACUUAUGCCUUACUUUGUCUCUGACAGUACAUGAUUUCAUGUGUGUUCUUCAAGUUUAGCUUUGACAAAGGAAACAUAAGAGCUUGCAUACGUUUUUUUCUCUCAUUUCCUGCUUUGAUGCUUACAUGCACAAUGGAACAAACCAAACCACUCCUGGCUGUGCAUGCAACAGUUUAUGCUGGCUCUUAUUGUUGUGUGAUCCAAUCAUCUAAAUACUCAAAUACCAGUCGCUAAGACACAGCAGUCACUCUCACAAAUAUGAGUUACACCACUUUGGCUGCAUUUACCGACCAACUAUAGCACCAGCUAUGGUCAGAUUAACAGUAUUGUUAUAUUUUCUGGUAAAGCUUCGACAUUACUGGGAUGGAAGAUAGCUUAGUAGGUUUAGUUAGUCCUCAUGACGUCAAUCAGUACCAUCAUUUUGAUGAGAAUGGUCGAAUGAAUAAAUGCUAUAAUUUUCUUGGA